Messenger RNA from Magallana angulata, 8925 nucleotides. RefSeq lists its product as uncharacterized. NCBI's taxonomy places the organism in Eukaryota, Metazoa, Mollusca, Bivalvia, Ostreida, Ostreidae. The coding region runs from base 1099 to 7959 and encodes 2286 amino acids. The record is from RefSeq and is a predicted model, not a curated record. The transcript is spliced from 16 exons.
AUUCAACAGUCACACCUGGUUAACCUUGCCCUUUCAUGACAAUAGACUAGAAAUAAGCUGAAUGAAAAUUUUGAAAGGUUUUAAAACUUGAGUGGGGGAGAAGUUCUGUUUGAUCCAGGUGGAAUUAUUGAUUCGUUGUUUCGUUUAUACUUACAACCUGAUACAGUUUGUAUUGGGACAGACUAAAGCUAAGAUCUGUAGGACUUUUACGAUGGAUUAUAAACGUUGAAUUUCUUGGGCACCAUGCUUGACACGGAGAUUAGGAAUGAUUCACCAUUUUAAAAAACAACAAUUUAAACUACAUGUUCAGUGGGCAGUGAAAGUAGACAGUGUGUCAAUCUGAAUGUGUUUAUCUUGAAGAAUUCGACAAGGCAUUGUGCUCCGUUGUCUAAGACAUUGCGUGUGUUUUGUACCAUGAAACCUAAAAAGGGGUCAGACUUAGAAAAGAGGAUCAUUAAUGCUUAUCAGAGAUCAUUCAUCAAAAGCUGAAGUCUGCUGAAGGUUUUUUUUACCUGUUUGAAAUCGACAACCAAUGGUAAAUCAAUGUACCGAGUCGUCUACCUGUGUAGAAAAUAAGAACUGUGCUUCUCCCAUAUAAGGACUCGUAAAUUUGAAUUUUUUUGUAGAGAAUGUGAUUAUUAAUGCACCCAAAGACACGAUCAGUCCAGAACUGUUAGUGCAGGCAGAAUUUUCUCUCAGCAGUGCGAAAAUCAAUACAUAUUAUAAACAUCGGGAGACAGAGAUUCCCACCAUGAAAUGUGCCGGCAUGUUAUGCAGGAGUGCAGGGCAGGGCAGCCAUGCAUGACCAUGUGUGAUCUGUGUAAAAGCUGUUUGUUUAUGUCAGUUUAAACAGUGGAGGGAAAGAGACAAAAUAGGAGUGAUAAUUGUUACUGUUUAACGACUGACGUGUGUAUUAGUUUGUGAAGUACCGGUAAAUGAAUGGUGAAUACCCUGGACUAAAAUACAAACGAUUACCUUACUAGUGUUUUUACAUGGACAUCAGAUAUUAAUAUAGGAAUGAUAUCUCCCAGGGUUUUGUGUAUAGGAGGGAGGUAAUUUUAUUCCAUUGAUGACAACUUGAAACUAUAAGCACUGAUCAUGUCUUACAGUUCAUUAAUGACAAACAUUUGGCCUCCUCCAAAUGAUGAGGUAAGGUCACGCCUAGAACGCCUACAGGAACUGAAACAGCUGAGGGAAAAGAGAGGUGUAAACACUAGUACCACCUCGACUGCAUCUGACGAGGGGGGUCAAGCGUCCGAGGGAUCCAGACUCAGCCGCAGACAAAUGCUGAGUACCAGGACUCUACCAACAUUGAGGAGACAGGAAGAGUGGAGACUCAGGUCAACCGCGGAGAAGACGACCAAGAGCGACCAGCACGAAGCCCUCGGGGACAGGCUGACACGAAGCGACUACGGUGGGGCACGACCCAAGAAUCUCGCUGCCUCACUGCGCCAAAACUUAUCGCAGUCAUCUGAGAUCUUGACAUUGAUAAAGAAGAAUGAGCCUCAGGGGCCCGAGAGACAUAGGACAACAUCGGCAGAUAGUGAUACAUUUGAUGAUCACCAUCCAAGUGAGAACGUGAUAAAUCGCUCUACCUCUGCUAGACUCACGUCCAUUGGAAGUUUGGGUAGCUUAGCGGAUGAGUUAGAAACUGAUAUCAAAGCAGCGAAUGUGAGUGUAGAAUCGGAGAACACAGACCAUGUUGAGGACAUUGAAAGUUUUAAGCAGAGCUUAUACGGUAAUGUCUCAGAGACAGCCAACUCUGUGACAAAAGGUAUAUCACAGGACAGGGUGUUAGCUCCAUUCACAGACAUAACAGGAAUCAUUAAAUCCACAGGCUUGUCUAACAGAGUGGGUUCAGACAAAAGUGAAAGUAGAAGUCUGGUUGGAGAUUCGUCUAGAUGGAGGAAAAACGUUCACAGUGCUGAAAAAACAACCAAAAUACCCGAGGUCAGUGAAAAAUCACUUAGUAAUGGUAUAACUAAUGAAGGCGAAAAUGUUAACUCAAAUUCUGUGGCAGCUGAAAAACAAGGUGAUCAAAGUGAAAGCAUUGUGUCAGUCAAUAAAAUAUUUGAGGACAGUGAUAGAACAACAUUUGAACGUGAAAACAUUGUAACAGGGUCAACUGGCAGUAACAGUGAAAGUCUGUCUGCAUCAGAUAUACAAAGUAACAGUGUAAUUGUUGAAACAAGUAGUGAAGUCUUGGAUGGAAACAGCGUGCUGGACAAUUCCAGUGACAUUGUCAUUCGUGGGUCAUUCAAUACAAGUGAUCUGGCCUCGGAUUAUAGUGUGAGGAGUCAAGCCGACAUGUCAGAUUACAGAGACAGUAUUCUGAAUGAGAGUGACAGCAUCUUUGACUACUCUUAUGGUGGUGCUCCAGAAGAAGAUACCUUUUGUGACAGUCAGGAUUCCUGGCAGAGGGAUUGGUCGUUGGUUGGAGAUGGGAGUAGAAGGCGGGAGAGUUCUGGCUUAUAUAACAAAGACCGUUCAUGGCAGACGGACCGAUCAACAUUUGAAAGAAUUGGAGGAUAUGCUCCAAAACCAUCCAGGAGGGAAGUUCUCACAGCUCCUAACCGACCCAAACCCUCGACUCGAAUCGUUAGAUACACCUCUCUCCCCAGCAGUGCUGACACCCGCGUAUCUGAUAUACGAUCCCGAUAUUUAAAUAGGGAUACUGUAGACUCUUAUUCCGGUUUAUAUCAAAAUGAAGAUGGCUUCACUUCCUCUUACAGAGAAACAAAACAAGAAGAUAUAUCUAGUCGGUUGGGAAACAUUUUAAGUGACAGUUUCAAGAAGUUUGAUAGUGUUAUAGACGGCGGUGAAACUCAGAGGCGGACUGAGGAACCAUCUAGAAGUUUACGUAGAAGCUACAGUCAGAAAGGGGACAGUAUCGGUGAAACCAGAAUCGGGCGAUAUAGGAAAACCAGUGAAACAAACAGUGAAAGCAAUUACAGAAGUGGUGUGGACACUGGCAUCGACAGUAUCGGUGAACCCAGAAUCGGGCGAUAUAGGAAAACCAGUGAAACAAACAGUGAAAGCAAUUACAGAAGUGGUGUGGACACUGGUAUCUCUGCAACACAGCCAAAUCUUUACAUGCAUGAGUUUAUUGCUAACAUAAGAAGUAGAACAAGUGGUGAUAGUGUGAAAUCCAGUCGUAUUAAGCCAUUAGCAAGAACUAGUGGUGUCAGCUCUGUCAUAGAGAAUGCAAAGAAAAUGUUACUGGGAAUUCAAGAUGAACCAGAAACCAGUGAUCAGGAUGAACAGUUCCUUCAGUUGAGGCAGCAAACAGAGUUUCUGACUGAAUCCCUGGAAGAAGCUGGUAAAUCUGACAAUGAAGAAGUAUGUGAGAGUGAAGGACAGUCAGAGGAAGACAUCAUUGAUAACACUACAGCGGCAGUGCUUGAAAGAGGAGGCAUUAUAACACUGACUCCAGUACCCCCUGAAGCUGACAAAGAGGGAGAAGAAAUGGAGGGUGAGAGUAUCCAGAGUGUUGAAGUGGAUGAGGACACUGUGUUAGUGAAUAAAGCGGUAAAAAGUGACUCUGGGCCAGUUACAGCAGAACCAGGUGUGAUAGAGAAAGAAGGUUCUCCCUUGUCCAAUGAAACAGAAACAGUUGACAACAACUCUUCAAACAACCAGUCUGACAGUAAAACAACUGAUAGCAAACCAAAACAACAGACCACAAAUAAAGGAAAAAAUAAAAAGAAGAAGAAAGGAAAGAAAAAGAAGGAAACAGAAAAUAAGUCACCAAGUAGUGUUGAAAAAGGCAGCCAAAGCAGUAGGAGUGUUGAGACAGAUCCUGCUGAACAAACUGUGACCAGUGAAAUUGCUGACAGCUGUCUGCAGAAAGAUGGCAGUGGAUCGGUAGGGAAGCAGUUUGACAGCAUGAUAGAGGAUAUAGAUCACCAGAGUGAGAAGACUUCUGUUGCCACUGAGGACCUUCUCUCUCUGAUUGGAAAGGGAGAAGGAAAUGAUUCCCUGGCCAGUAAGACAGAGAGUGGUGGCUCCAAUAUACAAUGCAACAACUCAAAAAACAGCAGCAAUGAAGCCACUAGCUCAAAGAUGUCUGAAGAAAACUUUGCUACCUUUGAAGAAGAGGAUCCACUAGCUGUUGUCAUGAAACAGAAAAAUGGCCAUGGUAAUCAUCUUCCAACUGAUAAUGAGUUGUUAGAAACUGCUUCAGAGGAGGAGUUUUAUGAAGCCAUGCCCGGGGAGUUUGUUGAUGAGGAGGGAAAUGUGUUUGUGGAGCACAGAGAAGAAUUCAUCUAUGUCACCUCAGGGUCCAAAGUCAGGAAGAGAAAACUGAGCAAGAAGUCUCUCCUGGGAGAAAAACACAAAGUACAGCCUCAGACUGAUGUGGACAGCUCCAGGUUGGGACAUGUCAAGGAGUGGAUGGAGAGCAACAUCUUUCCUUCCAACAAUACUCUCAAUGUGAAAGAUCUAGGAGUGAAAACCAGUGACCAGGGCAGCUCUUUCUCUGUGGCCUCAACCAUUGGAGACUUUGAUUCAAGGGGAAGCUUGGAUAGCAAGGAAAAAUCUGAGGAUGCCAAGACAGUGAAGAAUGAAUCAGUGCUGAGCAGUGGGACCUCUAAAAGCAGCAUUGUGGCCACAGAGAAAAGGAGCACAUCUGUACAAACUAAAGAUGCAAGUGUUAGAGACAAUUUCACUCAAAUGUUGGUUAAAGCUAGAAAUAUUGGAGUUCAGAUUGAUGUGGAUGUGUUUGAUAAAUUUGUUCAAACCAUAAGUGAGCUUAUGUGCCCUUGUUGUAAGAACACAUUCAAUAUUCAGGAUGCCCUUAACAAUGCAACUCAAGAUGGUUUACAGAAAUGUGAAAAUGACAGAAAUGUGCAGAAAGUUAAGGAGGAACUGAAAUUAAAGCUUUAUACACCAAAUAAAGAUGACGAAGAUAAAACAAAAAUUGUUAAGUCAAAAUCUUCCUCUGGUGCAUCAUCAAAAUCAUCAUCAUCUAGAAAUUCCAUGGCCACACCUCCCAAAAGUCCAUCUUUUGUCUCUUCAACCAAAAGAAGUCCACAUGGGACUCCCCAGGAGAAGAGUCCAUCUGUUACUCCACGUAAACAAAGUCCCUCUCCUAUCAAGAGAAAUUACUCAGCAGAAGUAACUUCUAAGAAAAGUCCAGCUACCACUCCAAGAAAGCAGAGUCCAACUAGAAAAAGUCCAGCUACAACACCAAGAAAGCAAAGUCCAUCUAGAAAAAGUCCAGCUACAACACCAAGAAAGCAGAGUCCAGCAAGGGAAGGAACAACAAUGAAGAGCAAGAAACUGUCACCAUCUAAUUCAACAGAUCAAAGCAGUGAGGAUGGUCACAAGGAGAACUCCAAAGUCAGGAAAGAGAGGGUAUCCAGUGUCCAGAAUCUUCUCUAUCACAAUGGUGAACAAACAACAAUGAAAAAGCCUGAGAUAGCUAAAAAACCAACCACACAAAAGGUAAAAAGGGAGAAAUCUUCUGACAGGGAGAAAAGAGAAGCAUCCGCUGAAAGACGUAGCGAUGAUGGGUCCAGCGAGAAAAGCAAUCUACCUGGAUACAUGCAGCCAACCAAGUCGAGCAGGAGAAAGAAAUCAAUUGGAAGCAAAGAUGAUUUGUUAGAGGAUGGUAAGCAGAAGAAGGGGACACCAACAACACCAAGAAAAACAGUCGCAGAGAAAGAGGACCAGGAGACCUUCACCACAAUGAGUGACAAUCCGUUCAUCAGAAGUGACCGACAACGGGCAUCCGUGGGAUCCAAUGGACAGAAACCAUCGGGAAAAUGGUACAGAAAGGAGCCACUGAAGACAGAAGAAGAUGUGAAGAAGGGGAAAGUGAAGAGUCCAAAGAAACAGAGGUCAAUCUCCACAUCAUCAACAUCUUCAGAGAAAAACCUCUUCAAUGGAAAUUCUGUUGUUAAUAGUGAAAAAAUGUAUAAAAGUCACGAAAAGUUGGAUCUGUCAGAACUUGGGUCUCAGUGCAGUCUGCUAGAGACGGAUUUAGAUGAGGCCAUGGGGUGUAGAAGUGACCGUAGUGAGACAAGCCAAAGCUCAGAAACUGUUCAUGAAUAUGUGGAAACCAUCGCAUAUCAGAGCAGUGUACCUUUGGGGCCUGACCUGAAAAGCUACGCUGAAAAUGUCUCGCGUAACAUUGCAGAGAUGGAGGUGAUGAAGUUGAAUAGUGACAGUAAUCAAAACGAGAAGACCACUAGCAUCCAACUCUCUCUUCCGCCAGGGGCAGAAACAAAGGAAGCUGAGCUAGAGGUCACGCAAACUCCUGACAGCAAGGGAGAAUCCACUGUCCAGAACAAGCUUCUGAGUGAUGAAGAGCAGGCAGGUGUUCCCUUGGAGACGGAACAGGGGCAGGAUGAAGUGGUACCGGUGCGGGUGAACUUGAGUAGCUGGGAUCCAACCAAGUUACUACAGGAUCUGUAUGCCAUCAAGCUCCAGCCAGAUAAUGCCAAGGAUAUCUCCGAUAAGUUUGUGGCCAUGCAAGGACUGAUGGAGAAGCUACCGAUGAACAAAAAAAAGGCCACCCUGCUGAAAACCUGGAAACGACGAUUCUUCAAAGCAGAGGAUGGGUGGCUCUAUUAUUACGAGACCAGUAAUCACGACAAGCCGAGUGACACCCUGCAGCUUAUGGGGGGUAAGGUGGACGACCUCGGGAACAGGAUUCUGGGAAUUGACGACGGAAGAGGGAAGUAUCUGAUGGUGCGCUGCCCCACUGACAAGGAGUAUGGUCAGUGGAAGCUGGCCCUAGAGUCUCAGACCGCGGACAAUGUCAAGGCCACCUACGUUCGUCCUGUGUUGUCCUGCCCGGCACAUCAACAGAGGAAGGUCAUUCUGAUAGACAUAGGAAGUAGUGCCAUACGAGCAGGAAUUCUGGGAGAACAUCCGACGUUACCCACUCUGUUCUUCCCCAACAUGGUGGCUCGCUCUGGUCAAGACAAUGACCUUGUGGUGGGAAUCGAGUCGUAUAAACCCGAGUACAGGAAAGGGCUGGCUAAAACUGUCCGCCCUAUGGAUAAAGUAGAUAAAGAUAUUUUACAGCCUUUUAGCAUUGAUAUGUCCACCAUUGGUGCAGUGUUCAAGAAAAUCUUCACUGAGCUCAAAGUGGAACCAGCCAACUACUGGUUGAUGAUCAGUACCCCACAGAGCCUGGCAGAUAAGAUCCGGGCCGAUUUGAUGGGGGAACUAAUUGACACGUACCACGUGCAGGGAGUCUGUAUGGUGAUGCAGUCACUGCUGGCUCUGUAUUCUUACAACGCCACGUCUGGUAUUAUUGUGGACAUCGGGGAGAGAAUGGAGAUUCUACCUAUCUAUGACGGUUUUGUGAUAGAAGGGGGAGUUUCCCGCCAGUCAUACGGAGGUCAAAAGGUCCUAGAAUCUCUGAAUUCUUGUCUCCACGGUUACAAGUUCUCCACACCCAUUCAACAACUCAUCGUCCGCUAUGUAAUGGAACAGUCCUGUUACCUAGUCACAGAUUACAAAGACACGCUGAAGAAGUGUGAGCAGGACCCAGAAAACUACAGGGCCACCGUCUAUCUCAACAACUUUGAUCUCCCUCAGGGGUCAACCAUGGAGGUAACUCACGACUACAGCUGUUUUAAGAGCCCUGAGGGGUUCUUUAACACCGACCUUUGGGGGAUGGACUAUCCCUGUGUCCACAAGCUGGUGUUCCAAGCCAUCCAGUCCUGUCCCAUCGACAGCAGGAAGAGGAUGUACAGAGCUAUCUACCUGAGUGGAGGGGUGACCAUGUUGCCAGGGUUUGCAGACAGACUGCAGUGUGAGCUACAGAAGCUGGCUCCUCCCUCUGUGAUGGUAGAGGUCCAUGCCUCUCCCCAGCGGUACCACAGCGCAUACAUAGGGGCGUGUUCGCUGGCCAGCAUGGAGCAGUUCCAGCAGAUCUGUAUCAGCGCUGAGGAGUGGAAGAAAGAUGGAGUCAAGACAUUCAGGAAGUGGAAUAUGACUGGAUGAUCUCUGCCCAGGAUUACCUCUCUGGGGAAAUUCUCAAACUUUACUAUAGCAUUCCUUAAUCUACACAUUCUCGCUGGGUACAUUCUCAAACUUAGUUUUUGGAAUACCUUAUCUACACAUUCCAAUUGAUGCACAUAUCUUAAUUGGUGUACAAUUUUAUGUACCGGUAUCUCCUGAAAUGUAUUGUUUCUCUGUGAUCUUUUAAUAACUUAAUUUUUUUUUGGUGUCAAUAUUUGAUAUUUAUAUCUACAAACUGUGUUGUGGUUACAUGUAUUUUCAUUUUCAAACUGAAAGUAGGUUGUUUAGUUGGUUAUUAUUUUUAACUGUAAGAUUAUUCAUUGCCAAAGAUUUGUGUACAUGAGUUUUUAUUUUUAGUGGACUACAAGCAUUGGAACAAAGUCAACGUCUAAGUGCUAAAUAAUGGGUAUUUUGUUGGAAACAUGAAAUGCUGAUAGUAAACAAAUUUUUGAGAAUGAUAUUCACAAUACAAAAUGUGUUUCAAGUUUUGUGAAAAUUAACAAUGUCAUACCUAAGCGCUGCCAGUAAAAUCUCUGUGUUCUGAUUUAUGCAGAUUAUAUCACUUUCUAUUGUGAGCAAUUAAUAAUACCAAGAUUGUCUUCCAUUGCUGUAACCAAGGUUACUGUUCGUUCUCAAGUUGUGUUUUUAAUACCAGGCUCUGAGGCCAUAUCAGGAAGAGAAGCUCCUUUUCUUGUCUUGUGAAAUUAAGUCAUUCUGAAAUCAAUUGUGAGUUUGGGCAGUAUUUUUAGAACCUUUGCUUUAAUGAAUUGUAUUUGUGAGAGUGGAAAUGAUUUCAAUUGUGAGCAGGUCUUGGUCAGUUUAUUGUUCAAACCCCUGACCAACGAUGCAUCCAUUGCUUGGUUUGUAAGUGUAUAAGCUUCUAACUGUAUUUAUUAAUGGCCUGUGUGGGCCUCCAUAUUGUAUUGUCUGAGCUUUGUUUGUGGGGUU